AGCCAAAACCCAUUGAAUUUUGGUAUUUUAAGUGGCUGAAUUUGGCACUUUUAGUUAUUUAGGGGAUUUUUUGGAAAUUGUAUAAAAGAAUAGGAUGUGGAAUUUUGAAGAUGAGUAUGAUAUGUGGGAAGAGGCCUGUUUUGAGGGAGAAGAGGAUCAGUUGGGGUAUUAUAUGGUCAGAAUCCCUCUAUCCACUACUUCCGAAGCUUUAGAGGACCAAUACCUAAAAGUCAACAUUGAAGACCCUGAUCCUUUCAGUCAGAUCUGGGCCAACGGCUGGAACACUGACUGUGCAGGACCAGAGUUCGCACAGAAGAUUAAUGAGAUUGUCAAGGAGUAUAGGGAGAAGAGAGAAAGAGACGUAGAAGAGGUGUAUAAUGAGGUUUUUAAGGGAGAGAUUGAGAUUUUGGAGAUGAUGGAGGAGAUGCAUGAGAGGGAAUUGAGCAGAUUUGAGGAGGAGGAGGUGCCAAGAGCGAUGAGACAGAAGGUUUUGGAUAAUUUUGAGCGAUUUGUGACAGUAGGUGAAGAGGAUAUUGGUAAAAUUAAAUGUCUGAUUGAAUCAUGCCUCUCGCUUGUGCGUUUUGAAGAGCCAACAAUUGCUCCUUCAGGACACACUUUUGAUAAAACAGAGACUGAUUAUAUUAGUAGUAUCAAAAAGGAUCCAAUUACAAGAGAGGAUCUUUGAAAAAAUAGCAUUCGGGAGCACUACAUUGCAAUUUACAUUGCUGAUUUUAUCGAAAAGAAUGUUGAUAGUAUUUUCAUUGAUGCUAUUAUUUAAUUUAUUUAAUUCAGC
Molecule: messenger RNA, 793 nt
Organism: Moneuplotes crassus
Lineage: Eukaryota; Ciliophora; Spirotrichea; Euplotida; Euplotidae
Source: the annotation of a GenBank genome assembly